AGGUGACUUCGCUGUCUUCAAGCUUGCCCACGUACUCGGAUCGCUACAAGCAUAAGAAAUACAGGAAAUAAUUCUCUUCCUCUUCUUCUUCUUCUUCCACGGCUCACCACAGGUUGUUGAUCCACUUGCGGGCCGGACCAGACAGAUAAACUGCCAGAUAAGAGCAUUGCAGCGGAGGACAGGCAUGGAGGAAGACCAGAGCCGGGGGCUCGGGCUCGCCGGAGAGACGCCUGGUCUCAAGCACGGCAAUGGCGUCAGCAACAGCUCGGAGGACCCAGGGAGCGCCGGCGACGGCAUCAGCUCCCUGGAGAAGCCCCUGCUGAAGAGAAGCAACACGCUCACCUCCAGCCACCUCGCCAUGGUCGGCGCCAAGGUGUCGCACAUCGAGAGCCUCGACUACGAGAUCAUCGAGAACGAUCUGUUCAAGCACGACUGGAGGAGCCGGUCCAACGUGGAGGUGCUGCAGUACAUCUUCCUCAAGUGGUCGCUGGCGUUCCUGGUGGGGCUCCUCACCGGCGUCAUCGCCUCGCUCAUCAACCUCGCCAUCGAGAACAUCUCCGGCCUCAAGAUGCUCCACAUGGUCCACCUCGUCAGGGAGAAAAGGUACUGGGCCGGCUUCUUCUACUUCUCCGGCUUCAACUUUGUGCUGACGUUCAUCGCCGCCGUGCUCUGCGUCGUCUUCGCCCCCACCGCCGCCGGCCCGGGCAUCCCCGAGAUCAAGGCCUACCUCAACGGCGUCGACACGCCCAACAUGUUCGGCGCGCCGCAGCUCAUCGUCAAGAUCAUAGGCAGCAUCUGCGCGGUGUCGUCGGGGCUGGAUCUCGGCAAGGAAGGCCCGCUGGUGCACAUCGGCGCGUGCCUCGCCAACCUGCUCAGCCAGGGCGGCUCCGGCCGGUUCCGCCUCCGCUGGAGGUGGCUGCGCUACUUCAACAACGACCGCGACCGGCGCGACCUCAUCACCUGCGGCGCGUCGUCCGGCGUGUGCGCCGCGUUCCGGUCGCCCGUGGGCGGCGUGCUGUUCGCGCUGGAGGAGGUGGCCACCUGGUGGCGGAGCGCGCUGCUGUGGCGCACCUUCUUCAGCACGGCCACCGUGGUGGUGGUGCUUCGCGGCUUCAUUGAGGUGUGCCGCGGCGGGCGGUGCGGCCUCUUCGGCGAGGGCGGGCUCAUCAUCUUCGACGUCAGCGACGUCACCGUCCGGUACCGGCUGGGCGACCUCCUCCUGGUCACGCUAGUCGGCGUCAUCGGCGGCGUCCUCGGCGCGCUCUACAACCACGUCCUCCACAUGGUGCUCCGGCUCUACAACCUCAUCAACGACAAGGGCCGGAUGGCGAAGCUGGCGCUGGCGCUGGCCGUGUGCGUGUUCACGUCGGCGGGGCUGUACGUGCUCCCCUUCGCCGUGCCGUGCACGCCGUGCGACCCGGCGUUCGGCGCCGCGUGCCCGGCCACCGGGAGGAGCGGCAACUUCAAGCAGUUCAACUGCCCCGCCGGGCAGUACAACGACCUGGCCACCCUCCUGCACGCCACCAACGUGGACGCCACGCGCAACAUCUUCUCCACCGGCACCCCCGGCGAGUUCCGGCUGGACUCGCUGCUCAUCUUCUUCGCCAUCUACUGCGUGCUGGGGCUCUUCACCUUCGGCAUCGCCGUGCCGUCGGGGCUCUUCCUCCCCAUCAUCCUCAUGGGCGCCGCCUACGGCCGUAUCGUGGCGCUCGUGCUCCAGAGCACGGUGGCGGCGAGCAUCGACCACGGGCUCUACGCCGUGCUCGGCGCGGCGGCGCUCAUGUCGGGCUCCAUGAGGAUGACCGUCUCGCUCUGCGUCAUCUUCCUGGAGCUCACCAACAACCUCCUCCUGCUGCCCAUGACCAUGUUCGUGCUGCUCAUCGCCAAGACCGUCGGCGACGCCUUCAACCCCAGCAUCUACGAGAUCAUCCUGGACCUCAAGGGGCUUCCCUUCCUAGAACCCAAGCCGGAGCCGUGGAUGAAGGACCUCACCGUGGGCGAGCUCGCCGCCGCCAAGCCGCGCACCAUCAGCCUCCAGGUGGUGGAGAAGGUGUCGACCGUCCUCGAGGUGCUGAAGAACACCGGCCACAACGGUUUUCCGGUGGUGGACCGGCCUCGGCCCGGCCUGUCGGAGCUGCACGGGUUGGUCCUCCGGUCGCACCUCGUGGCCGUGCUCAGGAAGCGGUGGUUCCUGGCGGAGAAGAGGAGGACGGAGGAGUGGGAGGCCAGGGAGCGGUUCUCGUCGGUGGAGCUCGCCGACAAGAACUGCAAGAUCGACGACCUCGAGCUCACGCCGGAGGAGCUGGAGAUGUACAUCGACCUCCACCCGUUCACCAACACGACGCCCUACACCGUGGUGGAGACCAUGUCGGUGGCCAAGGCCGUGGUGCUGUUCCGCUCCGUCGCGCUCCGGCACAUGCUCAUCAUGCCCAAGUACCAGGGCCCCGAGAUAUCUCCGCUUGUGGGGAUCUUGACGAGGCAGGACCUGCGGGCGCACAACAUCCUCGGCGCGUUUCCUCACCUCGCGAAGAAGAGCAAGACGCACUGAAGCUGAAGCUCAAGCUGCCUGAAAGCCAGCACCAUUUUUGUUUUGGGAAUUACUGUUACUGUCGACGUGUUUCCUGUCUUGAAGCAAGAGCCACAUGAUUCACUUGCUGGCGCCACGAUUCUUUCUUUUCUUCCUCAUUCUUCUCUGUAAUUAGGUUCAGGAUUUGCUUGCGUCUCAUUUUUUUUUCUUUUCUUCGGGGAGUGGCUGAAUAAUUUGCUGCCCAUGUAAAAUCACAAAUACGCCCAUGAUGCAAUAAGCAGAGUUUUUUCUUUAAGUUUCAAA
Messenger RNA from Aegilops tauschii subsp. strangulata, 2830 nucleotides. RefSeq names its product chloride channel protein CLC-b. Gene Ontology annotation, molecular function: nitrate:proton symporter activity; voltage-gated chloride channel activity. The record is from RefSeq and is a predicted model, not a curated record. Gene Ontology annotation, biological process: chloride transport; transmembrane transport. Gene Ontology annotation, cellular component: intracellular membrane-bounded organelle; plant-type vacuole membrane. Lineage: Eukaryota; Viridiplantae; Streptophyta; Magnoliopsida; Poales; Poaceae.